Messenger RNA from Moesziomyces antarcticus, 1575 nucleotides. RefSeq names its product t-complex protein 1, beta subunit. Gene Ontology annotation, biological process: protein folding. The record is from RefSeq and is a predicted model, not a curated record. The transcript has a single exon. NCBI's taxonomy places the organism in Eukaryota, Fungi, Basidiomycota, Ustilaginomycetes, Ustilaginales, Ustilaginaceae. Gene Ontology annotation, cellular component: cytosol; chaperonin-containing T-complex. Gene Ontology annotation, molecular function: ATP hydrolysis activity; ATP binding; ATP-dependent protein folding chaperone. Bases 1 to 1575 code for a protein of 524 amino acids.
AUGUCGGCGCCGAUUUUCGCGCAGGAGGCCACGCAGGAGCGUGCGGAGAACGCUCGCCUGAGCUCGUUCGUCGGCGCCGUCGCACUCGGCGACCUGGUCAAGACCACGCUCGGACCCAAGGGCAUGAACAAGAUCCUGCAGAGCGUCGGCUCCAACGAUAUCGUAGUCACCAACGACGGCGCCACCAUCCUCAAGUCGAUCCACCUCGACAAUGCCGCGGCCAAGAUCCUGGUCAACAUCAGCAAGGUGCAGGACGACGAGGUGGGCGAUGGCACCACCAGCGUCUGUGUGCUGGCGGCCGAACUGCUGCGCGAGGCGGAAAAGUUGAUCGACAUGCGCAUCCACCCGCAGACCAUCGUCGAAGGAUACCGCAUCGCUUCCGCAGCCGCACUCAAGGCACUCGAAGAUACCGCCGAGGACCACGGUACCGACCCAGCCACGUUCCGCGAGGACCUCAUGAACAUCGCCCGCACCACGCUUUCCAGCAAGGUGCUCAGUGCCGACAAGGACUACUUUGCCAACCUUGCCGUCGACGCCGUCCUCCGCCUCAAGGGAUCCACCAACCUCGAGCACAUCCAGAUCAUCAAGAAGGCCGGCGGCAAGCUUACCGACUCGUACCUCGACGAGGGCUUUAUCCUCGACAAGAAGAUCGGCACCAACUGUCCCAAAUCCCUCAACAACGCAAAGAUCCUCAUCGCCAAUACGUCCAUGGAUACGGACAAGAUCAAGGUGUUUGGGGCCCGCGUGCGCGUCGAGGGCACCGGAAAGCUCGCCGAACUCGAGCGUGCCGAGCGCGAAAAGAUGAAGGCCAAGGUGGAAAAGAUCAAGGCGCACGGCAUCACGUGCUUUGUCAACCGCCAGCUCAUCUACAACUACCCCGAGAGCCUGCUUGCCGAUGCGGGCAUCAUGUCGAUCGAGCAUGCCGAUUUCGAAGGUGUCGAGCGUCUGGCCCUCGUGACCGGCGGCGAGAUUGCGAGUACGUUUGACCGACCGGAUCUGGUCAAGAUCGGCCAAUGUGGUCGGAUCGAGGAGGUGAUGAUUGGCGAGGACAAGCUGAUCAAGUUCUCGGGCGUUGCCGCCGGCGAAGCGUGCACCGUCGUCCUGCGCGGUGCUACGUCUCAGAUGCUCGAUGAAGCAGAGCGAUCCCUCCACGACGCCCUCUCCGUUCUCUCGCAGACGGUGGGCGAAACACGCGUGUUGCUGGGAGGUGGAUGUGCCGAGAUGAGCAUGUCCAAGGUGGUGGAUGAUGCUGCGCGAUCCACGUCGGGCAAAAAGGCGAUUGCAACAGAAGCAUUCGCAAAGGCCCUCCGACAGCUGCCUACGAUUCUGGCGGAUAACGCUGGGUUGGACUCGUCCGAGCUUGUGGCGCAGCUGCGUGCAGCCCACCAGCACGGCGACAAGUACGCGGGACUCGAUCUGGAUGCGGGCAAGCUGGCGGAUAUGAAGCAAAAGGGCGUGCGCGAGUCGUACAAGCUCAAACGCCAGGUGGUCAUCAGCGCCACCGAAGCCGCCGAGAUGAUCCUGCGUGUGGACGAUAUCCUCAAAUGCGCGCCGCGAAGACGCGAGGCCCACUAA